Molecule: messenger RNA, 1188 nt
Organism: Pieris macdunnoughi
Lineage: Eukaryota; Metazoa; Arthropoda; Insecta; Lepidoptera; Pieridae
Source: the annotation of a GenBank genome assembly
AUGGUUACAAAACUGAGCCAAACGUCAAUAAAUGGCAUAUCAAAUAACGUUCAUUCAAAGAAGGUAGAAAAAAGUGUAAAGAACUGGGACCCCAUCGCAGAGGGGCUGAAAUGGAUCGACCAACAUGCCGAGUUAGCCGAGAAGUAUUUUGAAAAGUUACCAAAUUUUCUAAGCACAAUUAUUGCGACAUUUGCCAUUUUUACGUUUGGUUGUACUUUAAGAGGAGAAUGGGUGGUAAUAUUAGUGUCAGCCCUGAAGCAGAUGUCGGGCCACUCCCAGAGUGAGCGUAAUGUCACCACGGCGGAAGUCUUUGACCUAUUGACCUUAAAGAACUUAAAAAUGGAGAACUUCUCUGUCUUCUUCAUCGGGGCACACAUCGUGUCCUAUACCACAUACUUCGUUUUAGGGGGAUUUUUACACUGGUACUAUUACACGAAACGACGUCAUGUCGCUCACGAGUGGAAGCUGCAGCCAAACAAAUGGUUAUCGCCAGAGCUGGAGCGCCAUGAGAUAAAGGUGGGCGUGAUAUCCCUUUUCGUAACAGGCUCAUUCUCUGCUUUCCUGGCGACGUACAUCUCUAACGGAAACCCAUCCACGGUGUACUUCCAGUUUGACGAGUAUGGCUGGGCCUGGUUGUUCCUCCAGUUUCCGGUUAUAUUUCUUUAUCAGGACUUCACGACAUACUUCCUGCACCGUAUGUACCACACGCGGUGGCUAUAUAAACACUUCCACAAGCUGCAUCACACGUACAAGCAGCCGACUGCGUUCUCUGCAACCGCCAUUCAUCCCAUAGAGAUUUUUCAUGUGCAGCUUACAGCCUGCCUUCCGCUGUUUACUAUACCCGUGCACUGGGCACCCUUCUACGUAAUAGCUCUGUACACUUAUUACUACGGAAUCAUAGACCACACUGGUAUCAACUUCAAAGCUCCGUGGUGGCAACCCUGGCUACCAGAUGCGGAAUUCCAUGACAAGCACCAUGAGAUAUUUCACUGCAACUUUGGCUUCAACAUGUUUCUUUGGGAUAAGUGGUUUGGAACACUAAGAAAACCUGAUCGAGUCUACUCUGAAGAGACUUUCCAUGGACAGGCGCCCUUAAUCGACACAGACGAGGCAAAUAGAAUCUUAGACGCCGAUCCUGAGCUGAAGGAGGAACUUUUGACAACACUCAGUUCUAAGAAAUCUGAAUAA